AUGCCAUUGCUAGUUUGUGAAACUGCUAAAGCAGACGCGACUCGGAACAAGUUAACCAUUGAUCAGGUGGACCUAAGAGAAAAGCGAAUUCUGAUCAGGGCUGAUUUCAAUGUGCCAGUGAAGGACGGGAAGAUUGUAAACAAUCACAGGAUUGUCGCCACGCUGCCCACGGUGAGGUUCGCGCUAGAGAAAGGCGCCAGGUCUGUGGUGCUGAUGUCCCACCUGGGCAAACCCGAGGGACGCCCGGAUUAUAAAGCCAGCAUGAAAGUGGUGGUUGCCGAGUUGAAAGUCACCUUUCUGGAAGACUGUGUAGGAGCCAAAGUUGAGGAGGUAUGCAUCAGUCCACCUCACGGGAGCGUGAUACUGCUGGAGAACUUGCGUUUUCACCUGGAAGAAGAGGGCAAAGGUCGGGAUGCGCUAGGCAACAAGAUCAAAGCAGAUGAGCAUUCGAUAGCCACCUUCCGAGCGUCGCUGUCGAAACUGGGCGACGUGUUCAUCAAUGACGCCUUUGGGACGGCACACGAGCCGUACAGUUCCAUGGUCGGCAUCAACCUGCCGCAGAGGGCUGCCGGCUUUCUCUUGAAGAAGGAGCUGGAUUUCUACAUCAGCGCACUGCAGAAUGCGGUUAGGCCCUUCCUGGUCAUUCUCGGCGGGCAGAAGGUCUCCGACAAGGCUCGCCUGAUCGAGAAUCUUCUGGAGAGAGUGGAUGAGAUGAUCAUCGCCGACGCCAUGGCCUUCACGUUCCUCAAGGUGAUGUACGGCAUGGAGAUUGGAAACUCGGCGUUCGACGAGGAAGGCGCCGUGUUCGUGAACAAGUUGGUGGAGAAAGCCAAACAAAAAAAUGUCCAGCUGCACCUGCCGUCCGACUUCAUCACUGGCAACAAGUUUGCCGAGGAUGCCAAGACUGCCACGGCGUCCGUGGCAACCGGGAUUCCUGAAGGCUGGAUGGGUUUUGAUGUGGGCUACAAAACCAAUGAGGAAUUUACAAAUGUUAUUGAGAGGGCUAGGACUAUUUGCUGGAACGGCCCGCCCGGUGUAUUUGAAUUCGACAAUUUUUCCAUCGGAUCCAAGCAAAUGAUGGACGCCGUUAUCAGGGCAACACAGAGAGGCGCCAUCACUAUUCUAGGCGGCGGUGACACAGCGGCUUGUGUGAAGAAAUUCAACACAGAGGAGAAGGUCAGUCACGUGAGCACGGGGAACACAUCGAGUCUGAAACUACUGGAAGGUAACGUCUUGCCAGCCGUGGAAGCCCUCAGUCCAGCGCUAUAA
Molecule: messenger RNA, 1269 nt
Organism: Candidula unifasciata
Lineage: Eukaryota; Metazoa; Mollusca; Gastropoda; Stylommatophora; Geomitridae
Source: the annotation of a GenBank genome assembly